This is a messenger RNA of Macrosiphum euphorbiae (potato aphid), 1269 nucleotides long. The record is from the annotation of a GenBank genome assembly. Lineage: Eukaryota; Metazoa; Arthropoda; Insecta; Hemiptera; Aphididae.
AUGAUCAAUAAAUUGAAUGGGAAAGUAACGGCUGCAGCAUCGCUUUUUACCAAAUUACAUUUUCGAGAAACUAUGGAAAAGGAAAAAGGUCAUAGAUUCACAUUGGAAGAAAAAAUGCUGAGUCUUUCAAUUUAUAAAAGAAAACCAAAAUGCUACAGACUUUUAUCAAAUCUUAUUACGCUUAAAUGUAAACGGACCUUGAAUAAUUUACUGAGUACGGUAUCUAUUGGUCCGGGAGUUUCACCUGUGGUAUUGCAAGGUUUAACAGAAAAUGUUAAAAAACUUAAACCAUCAGAACGGUGUUGCUCACUUAUAUUUGAUGAAAUAUUAUUGAGUAGUGGACUGAACUUUGAUUCAUCUGAUGAUAAAAUAAAGGUCAGAAAGGUCAUACAGACUGAUGCAGAAAAUGGUGAGCCACGUUUGGUCCUAUGGUUCUCAAAACACCGCAGCGGGGUCGCCACCAACAUGCUCGUCAGCGAGUGGCUGGCGAAGAAGACCGAAGGCGACAAGACCAUGGUGACCGUCGCGAAACACAAGACGGGCGACAAGGAGCCGUCGCUCAUCGUGCUCGGCGCCGAUCUGGCCGCCCUGAUGGAGAGAUACUAUCGUAUCCGGUGCCGUGUGCGAACAAACAUGAAGCAAUUUUUCAUAACCAACACGUGCGGACGAAUCAUAAAGAUUUACGACGACAUAAACAAAAUAUACAAGCUGCAGAAAACAAAGAGCCAGCUUUCGGCGUGCGUCUUCCGGAGAAUGGUUGAGAGCGAGUCCAGGGGGCACGACAGCGCGACUUGCAGCGGGGUAGCGAAAGCCCUGCAGCACGACCCGGCCACCGCGCUGCGAUGCUACCAGGUGCCGGACGCGAACGAGGCCAUCCGAAGACAGGCACACAUCGACUUCAUCGACCACACGGCGUUGUUUCAGGACAAGAUGUUUGAAGAGUUCGAUACGUUGUUCCCGCUCGAGCCCUACUCCAACGUGAACGGCCUGGGCGGGAUACGGGAAAAACUUACCGAAUCCGAGACGUACGCUGCGUUUCCCAAGGCUAAAAUUUCCGAAGCCUUCCUCGUCAAAAUAAGGGACUGGUUCAACGGAGAAGUAUCCGAGGCCAGGGACGACAUACUGUUCGACGCGUUGAGGGAAGAAUAUACGACGGACAGUGUAUGCAGACAAGAAGUCAUCGAUGCGGCGAAAAGUAACAAGGUCCAUUACUUUUUGAAAUACGACGCCGACAAGACCAUCAACAGGGUGAUCAAGCGGUUCCGGUGA